AUGCUUAGCAGCGCCGUCACAGGUCGCCUCUACGUGGACAAAGACUUGUACAAAACACGCGAUAAGCUUGAACACGAGAUGCGUCUCGAGAUUCUCCGACAGACCACGCGAGCCUUUCGUGCCAAUUUUUACGCCAUGCACGCCUCUCUACCCUUCGAACUCCGUGACAUGGUCUACAACCACAUGGUGAAGGAUAGUGAGGGCCAAAUCUCCGACAGAACGUUCCAAGUCAGUUUUUUGGAGGUUGUGGACCGCACAGCCGUCUUCUCCCGUUUUGUGUCCGACCUGACAAUGCCGGUGCUUCCGUGGCCAAAGAGGCUGGAGUCAUAUACUACGAGUCGUGCAACGCACACUCCUACAGUUACAAAAACGGCCCAUCUCCACAACAUUCUCCAGAUCGACUACCUGCACCUUGGCCUCAAUCCGGUGAAGCACCUUCGCUCUCUAACGGUCCACUGCUCACUGGACUUCAUUCUCACCCUCUCGCCCGCGCAGCGGAUCUGGUUCUGGUCGAAGUAUUCGUCCCACGGGUUCCACAUGUACCGCACUCAGCUCGAAGCCUUGCGCCACUUGGACUUGAAGAACGGUUUUCGACUCCGCUUUGACACUGGCCAGACCAAGAAUAAGGCCACUCUAGAUUUGAUGCAGGUUUUGAGGUCUAUUUAUUUGGAGCUGAUUAGCGAGGAAAUGAUCGUAGAGAUCGUUGGAAGAGUACAAUUUGACGGCGAAGGAGAGUGCAGGGAAGUGACGGAGCUGUCCCACAUGUACGUUGCAUACGACGAGUGGGCAGCUGAGGAGACUGACUAG
Molecule: messenger RNA, 807 nt
Organism: Paraphaeosphaeria sporulosa
Lineage: Eukaryota; Fungi; Ascomycota; Dothideomycetes; Pleosporales; Didymosphaeriaceae
Exons: 2
Coding region: 1-807 (268 amino acids)
Source: RefSeq, a predicted model, not a curated record